Molecule: messenger RNA, 2391 nt
Organism: Marmota flaviventris (yellow-bellied marmot)
Lineage: Eukaryota; Metazoa; Chordata; Mammalia; Rodentia; Sciuridae
Gene: Prmt8
Product: protein arginine methyltransferase 8
Biological process (GO): chromatin remodeling; peptidyl-arginine methylation, to asymmetrical-dimethyl arginine
Cellular component (GO): plasma membrane
Molecular function (GO): histone methyltransferase activity; protein-arginine omega-N monomethyltransferase activity; protein-arginine omega-N asymmetric methyltransferase activity
Source: RefSeq, a predicted model, not a curated record
GCUUCGCCCAGCCGAUCGACAGAAGUUGAGAGGAGUUGGUGGCUGCCUCCGGCCGGCCGGACUUUGCCAGCAGCCGGGAGAGGAGCCGCCGCCGCCGCCGCCGCGGAGCCUUCGGGGCUGCCUCCCUCCUGCCGAGCCCGCAGCGCGGGUGGAGAGGGGUGGGGAGGGGCUCGGGUGCGCGAGAAGAACUUGAAACUGUGUGAAGGAAUCCGAAGCAGAUGAGAAGGGAGGAAAAUAAAACAAAGUGGAGACUGCAGAAAAGACUCCACCGUGGUUGAUUGUAUCGGCUGACGCUCCAGCAGAGGGGCUGUUUCUUUUCUUUUUUUCCUCCCAUUCUCUGGCUCUCUCUUUUAAAGCUACACCAGCUCUCUCUCUUUCUCUACUAUCUCUGUAUCACCAAACCCUUCCUGGCUCUUAUGGGCAUGAAACACUCCUCCCGCUGCCUGCUCCUAAGGAGGAAAAUGGCGGAGAACGCUGCCGAGAACACUGAGGUGAGCAGUCCCCCCUCCCAGCCCCCACAGCCCGUCGUCCCACCCAAGCCUGCACAAUGUGUCCAUCAUGUGUCCACUCAACCCAGCUGCCCGGGACGGGGCAAGAUGUCCAAGCUGCUGAACCCAGAGGAGAUGACGUCGCGAGAUUAUUAUUUUGACUCCUACGCCCACUUUGGGAUCCACGAGGAGAUGCUGAAGGACGAGGUGCGGACGCUCACUUACCGGAACUCCAUGUACCACAACAAGCACGUGUUCAAGGACAAGGUGGUGCUGGACGUGGGCAGUGGGACUGGGAUCCUCUCCAUGUUCGCCGCCAAGGCCGGGGCCAGGAAGGUGUUUGGGAUCGAGUGCUCCAGUAUUUCUGACUACUCGGAGAAGAUCAUUAAGGCCAACCACCUGGACAACAUCAUCACCAUAUUUAAGGGUAAAGUGGAAGAGGUGGAGCUGCCCGUGGAGAAGGUGGACAUCAUCAUCAGCGAGUGGAUGGGCUAUUGUCUAUUCUAUGAGUCAAUGCUCAACACAGUGAUCUUUGCCAGGGACAAGUGGCUGAAACCUGGAGGGCUUAUGUUUCCAGACCGGGCAGCUUUGUACGUGGUAGCGAUUGAAGACAGACAGUACAAGGACUUCAAAAUUCACUGGUGGGAGAACGUCUAUGGCUUUGACAUGACCUGUAUCCGGGACGUUGCCAUGAAGGAGCCCCUGGUGGACAUCGUGGAUCCAAAGCAAGUGGUGACCAAUGCCUGUUUAAUAAAGGAAGUGGACAUCUACACGGUGAAGACAGAGGAGUUAUCGUUCACAUCUGCGUUCUGCCUGCAGAUACAGCGCAAUGACUACGUCCACGCCCUGGUCACCUAUUUUAAUAUUGAAUUUACCAAGUGCCACAAGAAAAUGGGGUUUUCCACAGCCCCUGAUGCUCCCUACACCCACUGGAAGCAGACCGUCUUCUACUUGGAAGAUUACCUCACUGUCCGGAGGGGGGAGGAAAUCUAUGGAACCAUAUCCAUGAAGCCAAAUGCCAAAAACGUGCGAGACCUCGAUUUCACAGUGGACUUGGAUUUUAAGGGACAGCUGUGUGAAACAUCUGUAUCUAAUGACUACAAAAUGCGUUAGCACAUGUGGGAAAGCGCAGAGAACGAGCGGGAAAAGGAACUCUCACCUCGAUCUGCCGCGCUGUCCCAAGGAACACUGUUCACAGGACUACACACUCUAAAACCAGAGCUUUCAAUUCUGCCUUGAAGAUUGGUGGACUCACCAGGGCUCCCGUGGGCCCCGCCAUGGACGGAAGGCCUCCAGCUCCUCCGCUCUGCCCUGGGAGCCUGCCACAAAGGCUUUGUCGUCGCCAACAAAGAGCAACCUCAUGCGCUGUGGCUGGGCCCUGAGGAUGGAAAAGCCCCUGUGUCUCCCCAUCGUCCUCCUAAACUGUGACUCUGGAUCUUCCAAGUUUUGCAUGCUGCAGGCAUCUAGGACAGAUUGCUUCCACUAGAACCUGGAGACUAGUGUCUUUGAUAGCAUAAGCCAGAUUAUCUGUCUGUGCGGUGGUGUGUGUGUGCGCGUGCGUGUGUGUGCACAGCAUAUAUAUUAGUUUAUUUGCCCACAAACACUGUUGUAUAUGCAUGCAUAUACAACCAAGUGGGUAUACUUCCGUGUUCAUCCAGAGGGGUGUGUGCGUGCGUGUGUGCGUGCGCGUACCAUAUAUAUUACUCUCAGAGGAGAUUCUGUUGCUUUCGAAUAGGAAUUUGUUUUGUGAUUAGUUCUCCCCUUCCCCACCCUUUAACAGAUGUUAUGCAGCUAUGAAAAAUUCUCUGUACUAGCUCUGGUCUCCUUUGGACUAGACAGUGGCUCCGAACCCUGAGCACAGUACCACGGGCCCCGUGGGCACUCAAUAAACACACAUGAGAAC